Messenger RNA from Oncorhynchus masou masou (cherry salmon), 2788 nucleotides. Its product is annotated as ephrin-B3-like. The record is from RefSeq and is a predicted model, not a curated record. Bases 302 to 1309 code for a protein of 335 amino acids. Gene Ontology annotation, molecular function: ephrin receptor binding. Gene Ontology annotation, cellular component: plasma membrane. NCBI's taxonomy places the organism in Eukaryota, Metazoa, Chordata, Actinopteri, Salmoniformes, Salmonidae. Gene Ontology annotation, biological process: axon guidance; ephrin receptor signaling pathway. The transcript has 5 exons.
AGAGAUGAAAGAUAUAGGCUUUGUCAUGCAAUAAUGUCCAUAAUUGCUGGACACAUUUUAAACCAGAAAGCUGAAUAUUUCCACUAAUGCACUUUAAACUCAAGAGGUUGACACAUUGUAUCUCUAACCACAUUCCAACUACUCUGAAUGUUGUUUUCUGAUAGAUUUUUGGGACGUUUUUUCUUAUGCGUUUUCCGAAGUCGCACAAUAGCUGUGCGCUUCCAGGGAUUUCGUGAACUUCGUUCGCAGUCUCCAAACGAUUCUUUGUCUGAAUCGAUUCCCCGUCACUUUUUGGGGUAAAAUGGCAGGAGAGAGCCGAGGAGCAGGGAUGGCUUUGGCGUUUUGGGACGGCUGUAAUGGCUUGGGAUUUAUUUUUAUCUUUCUUGUGGAUCUACUGGGAAUAGCUGCAGGUAACAUGGAACCUAUUUACUGGAAUACGUUGAACAAGAGGUUCCAGGAUGACAGGGGGUAUGUGUUGUACCCCCAGAUAGGAGAUCGUCUGGACCUGAUCUGCCCAGCCUCCAACCCUCCAGGCCCCCGCUCCCCCAGUGAGUAUGAGUACUACAAGCUGUACCUGGUGUCCAUGCGCGAGCAGGCCGACCGCUGUGAGGUGAUGGGCGCGCCCAACCUGCUGCUCACCUGUGACAAGCCCAACAGUGACAUGCGCUUCACCAUUAAGUUCCAGGAGUUCUCCCCCAACCUGUGGGGACACGAGUUCAAGACCCUGACGGACUACUACAUCAUAGCUACCUCUGAUGGGACGAGGCAGGGUCUGGACAGCACGAGAGGAGGAGUGUGUGUGACACGAGGGAUGAAGGUGAUUCUCAAAGUGGGACAGAAUGCAUAUGGCCUCCCACCCAAACCGAAACCAGACCCAAACCGCUUACACCCCAAAGGGAACAGUACCACGCCCAAGGCUGGUGGAGAGGGCGAGGGGAACAACCCUUUACCUUCCUCUAACGUGGCGGUGAUCACUGGAGCGGCAGGGGGCGGAGCCUUCCUCCUCAUCGUGACUUCUGUCGUCUGUGUGGUGUGUUACCGCUGGCGACAGAACAAGCGCUCUGAGACCCAUCACCCCACCCUGACCCUGGCCACCCUAACCCCCAAGAGGGGCAGCAACAACGGGGCAGGCUCCUCCGCCGGAGGAAACAACGGCUCGGAGCCCAGUGACAUCAUCAUCCCGCUGCGGACUUCAGACCAGGCUUACUGCCCACACUACGAGAAGGUGAGCGGGGACUACGGUCACCCCGUCUACAUCGUCCAGGAGAUGCCCCCCCAGAGCCCAGCCAACAUCUACUACAAAGUAUGAGGGAGACAUCUAGACGGCCCAGCUGGCAUAGACGCAGUAUCCACAAAUAGACUGCUGUUUUCAAUGUAGAAAUCCAACUGUCCCUCUAGCUCCCUCCACACCCUUAUCCUCACACCUCCCUCUCUAUGACUGACUGUCGGGAUGGCUGCCCUCACCCUCCUGCCCUAUGGACUGUACUGUACAGUGGUCUGCCACUGUGGAUGGAUGGAUGGGGGGGUGGUUGUGUAUUUGUGGGGGUAGGACCUCUUCCCUGCUUUGAACCCUGUGAUUGGGUCCAUGAGGCCUGGACAUGAGGGCCGUUAAACUGAUUGACUCACAGUGGCAGCGGCUCAGUGUUGCCUCUCACUCAAAGUGAGAGCUGACACUAGAUAUGAAAUGUCAAAACUUUCCAAAUGGUUAGUCUGUGUGUGUGUAUAUUUGCGUGAGUGAACGUGUUUUUGUGUGCGUGCUCACAGCAGUACGUCUGCUCGUUUGUGGUGCGUGAUAACUUUUGUUUUCGGGGUAUGUCAGUCUUAAAACCAAAACCACACGAGCAAAUAUCAAAGCAAGAUUUCUACCCACGGUCAUCCUUUACAGAUGACAUAAUAUAAUGAUUUCCUAACUCGUUUGUAGAUAUUUCAGUUCAGAUUUCUGUUAGGCACCGUUUUCUUGUCAGUGUUGUAUGUUCUCUGUUUUGGAGUCUAGAUGAGAUCUAGGUACUGAUAUUUAGGAUUGUGUUUUGUGUUCGUCUUCGAAAUGAAGGAUCUACUCUUCCUUUAUCCCAUCCUCUCACUCACUCUACAAUGCCUUAGCAUUGAAAUAGUUCACUUUUCUGUAUAUAAAGUUUCACAGAGGAAGGAAGAGAACAGCACAAAAGAGGUGUACUCAAGAAGAGGAAGCAGUAUUGGCAACGUGUUUGAACAGACGAACCCACAAACACUGUGAUUCUCCCAUACUGUACACACAGCUACACACACACAUCCACACACAGCUACAGAAACCUUUAACCCCACUGUAUUGUUUAUGUUGCUUCUCUGUGACUGGUGAAAGUGUCUUAUUUCGAGACAAAUGAUCUGUUUGGUUUUGUGGCAGCUGCAGUCUCUUUUCAUUCCCCACAAUGCAUUGGUAGCUGAUGACCAACGGUUGGCUGGCUGAGGAGAGGAAUGCAGCGAGUAAAGAAAGUGAAAAGGGUCAGAGGUCAUCGUUGAAAUGCCACAGACGAUAGUCAACAUAUAUAGCACCAUGGUGGAGUCCAUGCCAAUGUGACUUAGAACAUCCUUUGUCUACGGGACCGUUUCAACACAAUGUGCACGUAACAAGUGCUAUGGAGGAAAUGUCUUACAUGCUGGCUUUAAAAACUCAGUCCUCGAGUCUCAGGACCACACCUCAUACACAGAAAUAGAUGUAUUGUUUCAUGUUUUCAUACAAACUAAUGGAUUCCUAUUGUCGUUUUUAUGUAGUGUGAUGAUUUCUAGGAUGUUGAGGUCAGAGUGUUGGAGG